CUUUAAUGCUUCGGCAGUAACCAGGAUCGUUUGUCGUGGUGACGAGUAUCUCAUACGCAAAAUUCUCAUUUCAGUUGACGGGAUCAGGUAUUCUGAAUUUAUAGACAAGAUAAUCAGAACAUGACGGAAAUGAAGAGUCACAGACCACGAUGUUUCUUUGACAUCGAGAUUGGCGGUAUUUCUGCCGGCCGGAUUAUCAUGGAACUAUUUAAUGACAUCGCCCCAAUCACAUGUGAAAAUUUUAGAUCCCUUUGCACUGGGGAAAAGGGUAUAGGGAAGACAACAGGGAAACCUCUACAUUACAAGGGGAUCAUAUUUCAUCGAGUAGUCAAAGAUUUUAUGAUCCAGUCAGGAGAUUUUUCAAAUGGAAAUGGAACUGGAGGAGAAUCCAUUUUUGGAGGAACUUUUGAAGAUGAGGCCUUCACAAAGAAACAUGAGCAGCCAUUCCUGUUGUCAAUGGCAAAUAGAGGGAAGGAUACAAAUGGCUCCCAGUUUUUCAUAACUACUCAGCCCUCACCUCAUUUGGACAAUAUUCACGUCGUGUUUGGUCAUGUAAUCUCUGGCCAGGCGGUUGUGAAGCAAAUUGAAGGUCUCCCUGUGGACAGAAGGAGUCGGCCUCUGCAAGAUGCCAAAGUCGUUAAUUGUGGAGAACUUGUCCCCAAAGCUAAAUUAAAAGAAGAUAAAAAGAAGCGCAAGGUUUCGAUUUCCAGCGAAAGCAGCAGCAGCAGCAGUAGCAGUGAAUCUGAUAGCUCCAUAGAAGAAGGUGAGGUGAAAAAAGACAAAAAAACGAAGAAAAAUAAAAAUAAAACAUCGAAAAAGGAUAAGAAGAAAACCAGAUCGACCAGCGGGGAUGGAGAGAAAUCCGAUAUAGAAGCUGAAGGGUUUCCUCAUCCACUAGUGACACUUUCAAAAAUCAACCCUGAAGAAAUCCCCGAGAUUCCGUCAAAUCGAUAUUUGUAUCGUGGUGAUAAAAAGAACGAUGAUGCAGAUUCGAAGACAAAGGGCAAUAAUGAUAAAGAUGACCGAGCAAAAGAGAAACGACGUGCUCAAAUUCGUGGGCGAACCAAAAGUGGUAGAAAAGUUAAAGGGCGAGGAUUGUUGCGCUAUCGAACACCCUCCCGCAGUCCAUCCAGGAGCCCAACACCUCCUCAUUGGCGCUACGAGCAAAGGAAAACCAUAUCCAUGAAGGAAUUUGAGCACCGUGAAAAAGAACGGAAGAAACGCGAUGAUGAACUGAAAAAGCGCGAGGAAGAACGGAAGAAACGCCAUGCUGAAAGAGAGCAAGCAGAAAGACAAAAGAUUCUCCAGAAAGAGUUGGAAGAAAUGGAGCAGCAGUUAAAUAUGAAAACGCCUUUGGAAAACAAGGAAAGCAAUAGCGGCAUAUCUCAUUCAAAAAAUGAAGAGAACAAAACCGAAGAAAACUCCUCCAUCGCCAAACCUGAUAAAGAUGGUACUGGAGCUGUUGAUUUUGAUUUGGCGUUGGAUUACGAAGAAAUGGAUGCACCACAUUCUGAAAAUGAAGGAGAAAUUAAAGAAGAUGUAGCGAAUGCUAAAAGUGAACAACCUCCGCAAGCCAAGCCCAAAGAUAACGGUGCCGAAUCGUCUGAUGAGAGUUCAGGUGAAGGGCUAGGAUCAGACACAUUGGAAAAGUUGCGUGGGAGGAGUCGCUCGGAGUUGCCCAGUCCUGAAAGUGAGGACAUAUCGCGGAGGCGAGACUCUCGAAAAGGACAGCAGUUGCCCGUCACAGGUCUGAGUAGUUUAGCUAAGACAUACGCUGAUGAAGAAGCCGUAGGAGCAGUAGAAAACAGUAGACAGCCAGCCAGUCAGACCACUAAGGUUGAAGAGAAAAUUGCAGCGGAGAUUGUUUUGGCACCUCAGACGAAAGACAAUAGUCAUCACGCCAAGGGGGGCGUGGCCAAGGAAGCGGUAGAAAAGGAGAAAGACGGCGGCAACCAUUCCAGCAAGGAUAAACAGACGGAACGCCGUAGGAGUCGUUCUCGUGAUAGGCGUGAUUCACGCGAACGCGACAGGCAUCAUCGUGAUUCAGAUAGACGUCGGAACGACAGACGCAGAUCGAGAUCACGCGAAAGAUCCCGUAGAGAUCAUAACAGGAGAAGUCGUUCACGGUCCCAUGAGCGGUCGAGAAGACGCUAAUACCGAUGGAUAUGAUAAAUUUUACCGUCGCAAACUUUGAAGUCACUUGACCCUGAAGUGAAAUAAUACACUGAUGAACAAGGA
Molecule: messenger RNA, 2238 nt
Organism: Daphnia carinata
Lineage: Eukaryota; Metazoa; Arthropoda; Branchiopoda; Diplostraca; Daphniidae
Gene: Moca-cyp
Product: peptidyl-prolyl cis-trans isomerase G-like
Exons: 13
Coding region: 121-2154 (677 amino acids)
Biological process (GO): protein peptidyl-prolyl isomerization
Cellular component (GO): intracellular membrane-bounded organelle
Molecular function (GO): peptidyl-prolyl cis-trans isomerase activity
Source: RefSeq, a predicted model, not a curated record